Messenger RNA from Gossypium raimondii (Peruvian cotton), 2020 nucleotides. Its product is annotated as glutamate--tRNA ligase, chloroplastic/mitochondrial. Gene Ontology annotation, molecular function: tRNA binding; zinc ion binding; glutamate-tRNA ligase activity. The coding region runs from base 44 to 1726 and encodes 560 amino acids. Gene Ontology annotation, biological process: glutamyl-tRNA aminoacylation. The transcript has 13 exons. NCBI's taxonomy places the organism in Eukaryota, Viridiplantae, Streptophyta, Magnoliopsida, Malvales, Malvaceae. The record is from RefSeq and is a predicted model, not a curated record.
UAUUUUUUUUAGUUUCUAUUCAUCUCCAUUUUUCCUUUCAAAAAUGGCGGCACUCGUUGCAGGGACGCCAUGGAUGAGAAUCAGAGUAAUCCCUGAAUUCGCUCCUCCGUUCAUUUUCCGGCGCCAUUUUCGUCGAAAUUUCUCUGUGCGCGCUUCAAUUGACAGUGAUGCACCGGUCAGAGUCCGUUUCGCUCCUUCUCCGACCGGCAAUCUCCACGUCGGCGGAGCCCGAACUGCUCUCUUCAACUACUUAUUCGCUAGAUCGAAAGGGGGAAAAUUUGUGCUGAGAAUCGAGGAUACUGAUUUGGAGAGGUCGACGCGGGAAUCGGAGGAGGCUGUGCUUCGAGAUUUAGCUUGGCUUGGUCUUGACUGGGAUGAAGGCCCUGGUGUGGGUGGGGACUAUGGUCCUUAUCGACAAUCUGAAAGAAAUGCUAUGUACAAACAAUAUGCUGAGAAGCUCUUAGAAUCUGGUCAUGUUUAUCGUUGUUUCUGUUCCAAUGAGGAACUUGAGAAAAUGAAGGAAAUUGCAGAGCUAAAGAAACUUCCUCCUGUAUACUCGGGGAAGUGGGCUACUGCAGCAGAUGGAGAAGUAGAAGAAGAGCUAGCAAAGGGAACCCCAUAUACAUAUCGAUUUCGAGUUCCCAAGGAAGGGAGCUUGAAAAUUAAUGACCUUAUUCGAGGCGAAGUUAGCUGGAAAUUGGACACACUUGGGGAUUUUGUUAUAAUGAGGAGCAAUGGUCAACCUGUUUACAACUUUUGUGUUACAGUCGAUGAUGCUACCAUGGCUAUUUCACAUGUUAUAAGAGCGGAAGAGCAUUUACCUAAUACUCUAAGGCAAGCCUUGAUUUACAAGGCUCUGGGAUUCCCAAUGCCUUCCUUUGCCCACGUUUCAUUGAUUCUUGCACCUGAUAGGAGCAAAUUGUCAAAACGCCAUGGUGCAACUUCAGUUGGUCAGUAUAGAGAUAUGGGGUAUCUGCCUCAGGCGAUGGUGAAUUACUUGGCACUUCUAGGUUGGGGUGAUGGAACUGAAAAUGAAUUUUUCACCAUUGAUCAACUUGUUGAAAAAUUCUCAAUUGGUCGCGUUAACAAAAGUGGUGCUGUUUUUGACUCUACCAAGUUAAGGUGGAUGAAUGGUCAGCACUUAAGAGCGAUUCCCUUUGAGGAGUUGUCCCAGCUUAUUGGUGAGCGCUGGAAGAGUACUGGGCUUCUCACUGAGUCAGAAGGGCCAUUUGUAGAGGAUGCAGUUCAGCUGCUUAAGGAUGGGAUCGACUUGGUAACUGAUUCGGAUACAGCACUCUCUAGCUUGCUGUCUUACCCUGUACAUGCUACUUUGACGAGCCCUGAAGGUAGACCCAUUGUCGAAGAUAAGCUUUCUGAAGUUUCUGCCCACCUAUUAGCUGCCUAUGAUAGUGGUGAACUCUUUGGUGCAUUGGAAGAAGGCCUUGCUGGCUGGCAGAAAUGGGUAAAGGGCUUUGGCAAAACACUGAAGCGCAAGGGGAAGUCAUUGUUCAUGCCCCUGAGGGUUUUAUUAACAGGAAAACUCCAUGGCCCUGAUAUGGGUUCUAGUGUAAUCCUAAUCUAUAAAGCUGGAAACCAUGGCAUUGUCUCGCCUCAAGCUGGGUUCGUGACUUUGAAAGAAAGGUUUGGAAUAUUGAGACAACUCGAUUGGGAAGCGCUCAACCAGGAUCACCCUGCUUUGGAAUCGGCGGCUACCAUAUCAAAUUGAAAAGAAAAAAAGAAGUGACAGGUUCAUUUAAAGGUUUUUUUUUGGCAAUAUAAUAAUUGCUUAUCUUUUUUUGUGUUGUUGAAGUCAUUGAUGAGAUGUAGUUUAGUGUAAUAAUGGUUUGGUGUUUAUGAAUGUGAUGAACAUUUAGUUAGUGUUAAAACGUCUAUACUUUUGAAUCAUGUGGAAAUGUUUCAAAGCUGCCCGGAAUUAACUUUCCUUUGGGGACAUUAUGGUAUUUUUCCUCUAUUGAGUAGAGAGGCCUAAUUAUGAACCGCAUCAUCCGCUUUACGGAAA